Molecule: messenger RNA, 495 nt
Organism: Nicotiana tabacum (common tobacco)
Lineage: Eukaryota; Viridiplantae; Streptophyta; Magnoliopsida; Solanales; Solanaceae
Source: RefSeq, a predicted model, not a curated record
AUGAUUGGGAAGAAGAGAUCUCCUUCACCCUUCCCUCAGAGGUUAGCCAAGUACCAAAAAGAGGAGCAAUACAAGAAGUUCUUAGAAAUGCUAAAACAAAUCCAGCUGUCUGACCCAAGGAGCUUUACAAUCCCAUGCACUAUUGGUGAUUUUGCCUUUGCUAAAGCACUGAAUGAUUUAGGGGCCAACAUUAAUCUUAUGCCCCUGGCCAUUUAUAAGAGGCUGGGUAUUGGAAGAGCUAGACCCAUCUCUAUGUUGUUGCAGUUGGCUGACAGGACGGUAAAACGACCCUCUGGUAUUCUGGAUGACGUGUUGAUUCAGGUAGGGAAAUUUGUGUUUCCUGCAAAUUUUGUAAUCUUAGACUAUAAAGUGGAUGAAGAGAUUCCCAUAAUUUUGGGAAGACCGUUCCUAGCCACGGGGAGAGCUUUAAUUGAUUGUGAAACUGGGGAGUUAAAGAUGAGGUUGAACGAUGAAGAGAUAAUAUUCAACGUGUAG